CCAACUAUCAUACUAAUUUGGUGUAUUUAAUGGAGGACGACAGGUUUCAAUGGACGAAGGAGUAAUGAUAUUGGUCGGAUCCUGGGAAUGCAAAGAAAGUGGUGAGUGGCGAUUCAAGAUGUCAGCAAAGAAAUAUGCAAAGUGUGUAGAUGUAGGAGAAGGAGACACAAUUAGUGAUGUUGAACAGAAAAUUGCUACAGCAUUUGGAGUAGACAGGAAAAGGACAAAAUUGGAGCUGAGUUUUUGGUUCGAAGGAGGAGACACUGUCUUCACGCAACAAAAGAUGCCGCCUGUCUCUGUUGAUAGCGAGAGUUCAUUGUCGAAGUUCAAAAAGAUAAGGGUAGAUAAAGGAGGUAUGAACAUGUAUCUAACUUUAGUAGAAGACGAUGGAGAGUGUGCAAACACCGGGGGACAACACGCAAUCAGCGGACCAGAUUCGAAUGCUGACGGGGACAACACAGAGGUGGGGGCGGGUGACAUGGAAAGAGAGUGCAUAGGUGCAGGUGAAAGCACACAGUUUAUCCCAGUUACUUUUGAGGAAGAGGAAUUUUUGGCUGACAUAUAUGAGUUUGAAGAGUCUUUUAAGAGGAAGAAAGCUUCGCUUGACAAGGAAAAUGCAAAGAAGCGCCGAGAAGAGGAACUAGUUGGAGAAUUGGAUACGGGUAGCGAUGGCGGGAGAUGGGAAUCCGACUCAGAAGAUUCCGGAGACUAUGACUUUGACGCCAUGAGUAAGUUGAUAGAAACAGAGUACCCGCCGGAUUGGGAUCCUUGGAAGACUUCGAAGGAGAAAACUAUAACGACUGAAAACGCAAGAGUGUGGGGACAGGUGGAUGACAAUGCGGUGGAGGACCAGGGCGAAUAUUUAAUGAGUGGAGAAUCGGGGCCCCAGCUAGUUGAAGUUGAGGUUGCUGAGAUGGGCGGAAGAGAAAGGGGAACACCAGGUUGUAGUGCUGGGGCGGGAAGUGUAGAAAUGUCAAUCCAAAUGGGGCAAAUAAGAAUGAGGCAAAUAGGGGCAAAUACGCAGGGGACAGAAACGUCGGAUAGUUUAAUUCCUUCUUGGGAAAGUAGUUGUGGGAGAAGGAAUACAGGCAGUGGACGAACUCAGACUGAGUUAGGGCUAGUGGACGUUUCGGUUACAGCGUUGCCAAGAAGAGAAGAUGCUUCAGCUUUUGAUGACGUAGAAGGACAAGGAAAUACAGAGGAGGGCUUGGGUGGUAGGGCUGGAGAGGAUAGUCCAGAGAUGUCACCCGAAAUGGGCCAGAGAAUAAGGAGAGAUAGAGAGACAAGUUCGCAAAGGACAGAAACGUUUAAUACUGACUAUGGCAGGACCACAUGGGACACGACUGGACGAAAUCAGAUGCUUCUGGAAGGAAGACCAGAUGCUUCAGCUUUUGUUGAGGGAGAACGAGAAGGAAAUUUAGAGGAGGAGGUCAUGGGUUGUAGUGGUGAAGAGGAAAGUGCAGAAAUGUCAUUCCAAAUGGGGCAAACAAGUUCGCAACUUACAUUGGGGGAAAACAUGUUUACUGAACUAGUGGGGGACGAUCUUGAGAUGAUUAGAGAUGCCGCACCAUUCAAGGACAACGCAAAAGGAGUUGCUCAAGACACAGCAAACAUGAAUCUUAGGAAGGCGGGCGAUUCAAUAUAUAUUGGAAGGAUAUUCAAGAACAAAGCCGAGUUGCAUAGGGCGUUGUGUGUGUACUCUAUUAAAAGGCUAUUCAAUUUCCGAAUAAAAGCUUCAGACAAAAUGCGGGUAAUUGCGAUAUGCCAUGAUUCCAAAUGUCACUGGAGGAUAUAUGCAACGUUUCACGAGAACUCAGAGAAUGUGGAAAUUCGAACAGCAACUCUGAAACAUAGUUGUGAUGUGAAAUCGCGGUCUAAGUACGGGAUGAAAGCAACACAAUCGAUUCUAGGUGAUUUGCUAAAAGCAAAAUAUGCGCAUGGGAAGAAGGGACCGAGGGCUUGUGAACUACCAGAGAUAGUAUUGGCCGAGCUAAACGUAACGAUAUCAUACAUGAAAGCUUGGCACGCGAAAGAGAUGGCAAUGAAAAGAGCUCGUGGUAGUGAGGAAGACAGCUAUAAGAACGUUGUCCACCAUUUCAAGUGUGAGGGGCUUGCAAAAAUGGUCUCCAAUGCGGCUAGAUCUUACACUGUGGGAGAUUUACGAUAUUGGUUUGAAGAAAUACAGAGACGAAACAUUGAGUGUGCCAAUUAUUUGGUAGAGAUAGGGAUUUCUCAUUGGACACUUGCUUACUUCCCGGGCAUGCGAUACAAUGUGAUGAGCAGCAACAUCUCGGAGUCCCUAAAUGCUGCAAUGCAAAAAGCCAUAGAUUUCCCCAUAGUGACGAUGGUGGAAUUCAUAAGGACAAUGUUAAUGCGUUGGUUUUGCGAAAGAAGAGAAGUUGCAACAAGAACUCGGACAAGAUGUACGCCAGAAAUCGAGGAAAUGCUAAUAGAUCAUCUUAAAGAAGCUACUGAUUGUGCUGUCAUAGCAGCAAGUGAAUGGAUUUAUCAAGUGAACGACGGUUUUGGGAUCGUUUUCACGGUGGAUCUACAGAAGAAGACAUGUACUUGCAGGGUAUUUGAUGUGCUAAUGGUGCCGUGUUGCCACGCUUUGGCUGCGGUGGGGAUAAGGAACGUGGACAUAUACUCGCUGGUCGGGAACUAUGCAUUCGUGACGGAGUGGCGUAAGCUAUGGCGUGAGCAUAUUCUACCUCCGCCAAAGGAAAAGGACACCGAGGUCCCGAACACUAUUAGUGAGGUGGUUGUGAUUCCACCAAAAACAAGAAGACCAGGCGGAAGACCUAGGACAGUACGUAUACCAUCGCAGGGAGAGCAACAAGGUGCAAGUUGGAAAAAGAAGAAACCAAACAAAUGCACUACGUGUGGACAGGAUGGCCACAAUAGAGCAACUUGCAAAAAUCCUCUCUAAGGUUGCGGGUUAGAAGCCAUUCCCGGAUUUUUUUUGGUUUUGUACUAUGGAUUGUUAACGGAAAUUAGUUGUUGGUCCAUAUGGUGAUAAAUGGCAUAUUUUGGUACAUCAGCAGCUUUUGGAGAUUUAAAAAGCUCUGGCGGCCAUGCUUUGUUUGCCUAAUAAUAUGGAGACGAUAUC
Arabidopsis arenosa is the source of this 3109-nucleotide messenger RNA. The record is from the annotation of a GenBank genome assembly. Lineage: Eukaryota; Viridiplantae; Streptophyta; Magnoliopsida; Brassicales; Brassicaceae.